Pimephales promelas (fathead minnow) is the source of this 758-nucleotide messenger RNA. RefSeq names its product C-X9-C motif containing 4. Gene Ontology annotation, cellular component: mitochondrial intermembrane space. The record is from RefSeq and is a predicted model, not a curated record. Lineage: Eukaryota; Metazoa; Chordata; Actinopteri; Cypriniformes; Leuciscidae.
AGCAUGGUCAGCAGGGCGUCAGUUACGUCACUCUUCAUGUGUUUUACUGUCUAUGGUGUUUACUAGUGUUUUGACGAAUUUAACUGGAAUUAUUCCUCAAAACUGUAGCUUGGUUGUUCAUAUCCUAAAAUAAGAUGUCACAGAAAGAUCCUUGUCAAAAACAGGCUUGUGCCAUACAGAAAUGUUUACAAGCCAACAAAUACAUUGAAAAGCGUUGUGAGGAUGUGAUUCGAGACAUGAGGAAGUGUUGCGAAGUCCAUGAAAACUCUGUCUGCUGUUCUGGAUUUGCCAAGGAACACAAAUCAAAAGACACAAAGACAUUAAUUCAAUAGAAGGAUAUUAAAUGUGUGUAUAUGUUCUGCAAGAGAUCAAUGUAGACUUUUCAAGGACAUGUGAAAUACAUAUUUAUCAGACUUUGUAAUUGUGUGGAUUUAACAGUCAUUCUUCUCCUGUCUCUAAUAGAUUACACAUUUAAACUCUCAUUUAAUCAAUGAGCUGCCUUAUUUGGCUAUAACUAUUUAUUCAACCUAGUAGUUUAGUUUAGAGAGAAUGUUGAUUAUUCAUUUAACAUAUAGUGUCCAUCAGAGUAAAUUUCUUUUUUAUGUAUAGCUCAUUUCAUAUUUUAUUUAAGUGACACUGAACACCAGUUGGUCAAGUUAAGAUUUCCAAAAGUUUGAAAAUACAGCAGGGAUACUCAUUCACAAAAUCAAAAAGAAAAUGGAACAUCAUAAUCAUGAUGUGGUAAGCAUUAGCUGUAA